This is a messenger RNA of Tigriopus californicus, 725 nucleotides long. RefSeq names its product N-acylneuraminate cytidylyltransferase A-like (gene Csas). The coding region runs from base 10 to 693 and encodes 227 amino acids. The transcript is spliced from 2 exons. Gene Ontology annotation, molecular function: N-acylneuraminate cytidylyltransferase activity. The record is from RefSeq and is a predicted model, not a curated record. NCBI's taxonomy places the organism in Eukaryota, Metazoa, Arthropoda, Copepoda, Harpacticoida, Harpacticidae.
UGGGUCCCGAUGGAUCCGGAUGGUGAGGUAGUGGGGUUGAUCUUGGCUCGAGGCGGCUCUCAAGCCAUCCCUUUGAAGAACAUCCGGCCUCUCCAAGGUCGACCUUUGAUCUUGCGCAGUCUCGAGUGUAUGCUCGAAUUUGGGCGUUUCUCGUCUAUUUGGGUCUCCACGGACCACCCCCAGAUUGCCGAUUGUGUUCUAGAAGCCUAUCCGUGCGUGCACAUCUUCCAUCGAUCCCCGGAACACGCCCAUGAUACGGCCAGUUCCAUUGCGGCCGUGCGGGAGUUCAUUCACGCCCAAUCGGGUAUCACGCACGUGGCUUUGAUUCAAUGUACCUCGCCCUUUUUGGGCGUGGCGUAUUUAGAGCGGGCUUGGGACUUGACGCUCAAGGGUUAUCAAUCGGUUUUUAGUGUUACGCGUCAGAAAAAGUUGCGUUGGUCCGAGAUCCGACCAGGGGCGUGUCAAUAUACCACGCCCCUCAAUUUUGACCCGGCCCAUCGGCCGCGCCGCCAAGAUUGGGCCGGUGAAUUAGUGGAGAAUGGCAUGUUCUAUUGGGCCAGUCGAGAUCUGAUCGAACAAGGGGUCUUGCAAGGGACCCAAUCCGCUUAUGUCGAGGUUGAUCCCGCGGACUCUCUUGAGAUUGACACUGAAUUGGAUUGGAUGUUGGCGGAAUUGCGCUUAUUAAGAGAGUAACGCCUGCCCAUUGAUUUUAUGCUCCUCGUCCA